Messenger RNA from Temnothorax curvispinosus, 564 nucleotides. RefSeq lists its product as uncharacterized. The coding region runs from base 118 to 558 and encodes 146 amino acids. The record is from RefSeq and is a predicted model, not a curated record. Lineage: Eukaryota; Metazoa; Arthropoda; Insecta; Hymenoptera; Formicidae. The transcript has 3 exons.
UUGCACUACAAUUUACACUAGAAGAGAGAACGUCUAGUCGAUCGAUGGAGAAAAGAGAGGAUAAACGUACGUUAUGGACUUCUUCACAAUUACUUGUGUUCCGGACCUCAUGGAGAUAUGAUCCGUAAAGAAGAUCAGUAUUUUAAAGUAAAUAAAGUUCUACUGUUAACUAUUGGCUUAUGGCCCUUUCAGCAAUCAAAUUUUACUAGAUUUCAACAUAUUUUUAUAUCUGCUAUAUUCACAACGUUUAUUACAUUUCAGCUGACUGCGUUUGCAACAUUGAAUUGUACUUCGGAACUCUUUAUGAAGAUUUUGUCUUUCGUAUCCCUCUUCACUGUUUCUAUAGUAAAAUAUUACGUGUUCCUUUUUCACAUCGAAGGUGUGAAGGAUUUACUGAUGCAGAUCCAGUACGUACGUAACGAAUUAAAGGAUAAAAAUGAAACUGCUAUCAUAAAGAAAUAUGAUUGCAUUGCAAAACGUUAUACGGUUGCACUUACAAGUAAGACAAUUUUUAUUGUUUUUAAAUAUAAUGGCACACAUUGUCAAUAUAAUAUGUAAGUUGUC